This is a messenger RNA of Mucor mucedo, 1213 nucleotides long. RefSeq lists its product as uncharacterized. NCBI's taxonomy places the organism in Eukaryota, Fungi, Mucoromycota, Mucoromycetes, Mucorales, Mucoraceae. The coding region runs from base 38 to 778 and encodes 246 amino acids. The record is from RefSeq and is a predicted model, not a curated record. The transcript has 4 exons.
GUUGUUACUAUUUUACUAUAUUGUUAUUAUAAUUCAAAUGCCUUUGCAAAACUAUUCCGAAGAAAGUAGACAACUCAUCAGUGAUUUUGACGCUCGAAUGAGAGACUUGGUUCAAGAGACAGUUGAAAAGUUAAUGCUGGCAGAAAACAUUUCUAAGGCCGAGGCUGAAGAGGCCAUUGAAUUUAAUCGUGAAGCAACGCAAGUAGUCUUUCGUAAACGUAAAAGCCCUUACAACGCUUUUACAGAAAAGUUGGCAGCAACUAGGAAAAUGGAUACUACUGCAGAUGUUCAAUCCGAAGGCUUAAUCGCUUUUCAAAAAAAUGCGUCUACGCUAUACAAAGCAUUGAACCCAGCAGAAAAGGCUGCAUUGGUAACCGAUUAUCAACCUGUUAGUAAGCUUACUUCUGAGAAAAAGCACCUGCACCAUCUGGAAGCAGUCUCAGAGAUGAAGAAAAUAAUUCACUCCUACAAUGCUCUCUGUGGUUCGGACUUCCUCGUUAUCAGUGUAUUUCCAUUAAACGAAAAAUCUGGUAAUGUUCGUUUGAUUAUGCAUAUGCUAACUGCUGGAGAGCACUGUCUAAGUCUGAAAGACACGAUGGGCAGCGAGUUGUCGGCUUUCUUGAAAAAGAGGAACCAUGAUGCGAACGAGAGAAUAUCUAAGCCAUAUAGUCAGAACGGCAAUCUCUUGAGAAAAGAGUAUAGUCAAAGAAUUUUAGAGUUGUAUCGUCAGUUUCCCCUACUACACAAGAUUGACACUCUUACUGACAUUUUACAUUAGAUACUCAUCCAAGCGCAAAAUUUGCUAAAGCAUUUCCGUUCCAGAAGUUCAAGGAUCAAACUGCUGAUCUGAAGAUGUUUGGGUGGCCCGAAGAUGUCCCAGUUAGAAGGGCCCAUGAGCAAACAUCUGGCCAAAUGCACCUCGUCCUUGAGGCAAUUAAAGAAAAUAAGAUUUCUUUUGCUGUACCAGGUGCAGAAGCAGUUGAUACAACUCCGGCUACGCUGGAAGUUUCUUCGCCUGACCUUGCCCAUUAACAAAGGUAAUUAUAUCCUUUCUUUUUCCUCGUUUAAAUAAAUUUAAAUACAUUUAAUACUUGAUUUGUUGGGAUACUUUUUAUUUUGCGUUUUACGUCUUGAAUCCCAUAAAGAAUAAACUGAAAUAAAGAAUAAACUGAAAUAAAGAAUAAACUGAAGUAAAGAAUAAACUGAAGUAAAG